Molecule: messenger RNA, 556 nt
Organism: Aricia agestis (brown argus)
Lineage: Eukaryota; Metazoa; Arthropoda; Insecta; Lepidoptera; Lycaenidae
Product: coiled-coil-helix-coiled-coil-helix domain-containing protein 10, mitochondrial-like
Exons: 4
Coding region: 84-479 (131 amino acids)
Biological process (GO): mitochondrion organization
Cellular component (GO): mitochondrion; nucleus
Source: RefSeq, a predicted model, not a curated record
GAUACGGUAACAAUUUUUAAACUCCGUAGAAAAAAACAUCAACUUUUAAGCCAAAAACGUUUUGAAAUUCGGACCUUAAAAUUAUGUCUAGUCGCAGUUCAGCUCGCAGUCGCAGUAGACCACGUUCCAAAACGCAGCGGGCGCGUACGCCGCCGCGUGUCGUAGUGGUAACGCCGUCCGCGCCGCAGCGACGCUCGACAUUCAAAGACGCGGCCGCAAUGGCUGGCGGCGUAGCUGUGGGAAGCGCUGCGGGCCACCUCGCAGGCGAGGCUAUAUCAGGCAUGCUCUCCGGCCGUCGACGGGAACAAGUCAUGGAGUCCCUGCCUCAGGACUAUCAACUGGGCACGGAACCCACCGGGCCCUGUGCCUAUGAGAUAUCCCAGUUCCUCUCCUGCGCCACCAAUAGAGACAACCUACAGGAGUGCGAGGCCUUCAACGAAGCUUUGAAAGAAUGUAAACGACGAAAUAGACUGCCUUAACCUCAGAACAGGAAUUCAAUAAAAUCAUAGCCAUCAUCGAACAACUAAUUGGAAUGGAUAGAAGGAAAAUUAUCAAA